AAACGACCCCUAAGUAUUGGUAAGAGCAGGAAUAUUCAGACAAAAGAGAAAAUACCAGAGGGGCAAACAGGACUUUUCCCAAGGGAAGCACCAGUGGCAAUUCAGGCGAAGUUAAUCUCCAAAUAGUAAUCCGUGCGUCUUCUCCGACAACCUAAGACGAUGAUGAUUUAGUUGGAGCUCUGAUCGUCUUCUUCUGGUUUCGAACCGAAGCUUCCAGAAGCUUCUGGAACUAUCGCGAUCUCCUCGGAAAACAAAUAAGUAGAUGUCGUCACCGGACAUUGCCGAAAUGUUGGACAAAUCAAAGGAACUUGAUCGUUUAAGGAAAGAACAAGAGGAAGUACUCCUUGAAAUCAAUAAGAUGCACAAGAAGCUUCAAUCCACUCCAGAAAUGGUUGAGAAACCGGGUGACAGUUCACUGUCAAAACUUAAGAUGUUAUACACUCAAGCCAAAGAGCUCUCCGAGAGUGAGAUGAGUAUAUCCAACCAAUUGCUAGGCCAGCUGGAUGUGUUAAUCCCCGCUGGAGGUGCUGGGCAACAGCGAAGAAGGAUAGAAGGCAACGAGCAGAAAAAGAAGAGGAUGAAAGGUGACUCUGACAUUCCCCGGCUCUCUCCUUCGAUGCGAAAUCAGCAGGAGUUCUUUGCUAGCCUGAAGGGUGAACAGGUGGCUGCUAGGGUCGCGCAAGAGGAUGGUGAAAAGGAUGAGUGGGUCAUUGUUAAAGUUACUCACUAUGACAAAGAAACAAAAGAAUUUGAAGUUCUAGACGAGGAGCCAGGUGAGGAUGAGGAAGGUGGUGCCCAGAGAAAGUACAAGCUACCCUGGUCACAUAUUAUACCUUUUCCCAAGAUAAGUGAUCUUGCGACCACUCAAGAAUUCCCUCCUGGAAAACAAGUUUUGGCAGUUUACCCAGGAACCACAGCCCUGUAUAAAGCCACAGUAGUCCAGGCUCGCAAGAGGAAGACCGACGAUUAUACACUGGAGUUUGAUGAUGACGAGGAAGAUGGGUCUCUACCUCAGCGCUUGGUGCCCUUUAACCAGGUUGUUGCUCUUCCAGAUGGACAUCGCCAGUGAAAUAUAGUAGUUAUUUAUGACUCUUAACACGUCCAGAGUUGCUAGAUUUGGACCGUCUGCUGUAUGUAUCUAGUCUUAUAAGGGUGAGUUGUUGAACCUAUUAGCAUUUAGUGGCAUUGCUACUUAUCCAAAAAAAAAAAAAAAAAUUAUCUUUGACGUGCAAUGUAUUUAUCAAAAAUAUCUUUGUUGUACGAUAUGUCUAGUAUUCUAGUGUUCUUGCUGUACAGUAUUGGACAUGAAAAUAAAAUCCUAGUAGUAUUUUGAGCUGUAAA
Messenger RNA from Nicotiana attenuata, 1341 nucleotides. Its product is annotated as SAGA-associated factor 29-like. Lineage: Eukaryota; Viridiplantae; Streptophyta; Magnoliopsida; Solanales; Solanaceae. Gene Ontology annotation, cellular component: SAGA complex. The record is from RefSeq and is a predicted model, not a curated record. The transcript has 9 exons. Bases 263 to 1069 code for a protein of 268 amino acids.